AUGUCUGAUCUUCCUUUGGAUUUGGUAGAAGAAAUACUCUCAAGGGUUUCGGCCACAUCUCUGAAACGAUUACGAUCUACUUGCAAACAAUGGAACACUUUAUUCAAAAAACGAAGUUUCAGCCAGAAACACUUUCAUAUAGCUCCAAAGGAGUCUAUGGUUCUCAUGUUGAAGGAGUACAGAGUUUGCUCAAUGAAUAUCAAUCUCAAUGUUUCUCCUCCAUCUGUAGAGUUUCAAGGUACACUUGGCAUAAAAGAUGAUUCCCAUUCUAAUUUAGGACAAGUCGAGAUAGUCGAAGUUUAUCACUGUGAUGGUUUGUUGUUAUGCGCCACCAGGGACAAUAGACUCGUGGUUUGGAAUCCGUGUUUGGGGGAAACCAGGUGGAUCCAACUCAAAGAUGAAUGCAGGAGAUACUCUACGUUUGCUCUAGGAUACGAAAACAACAAAUUUUGUCGUCGUAACUACAAAAUCUUGAGGUAUUGGGGUUGGUUUCACGAUCACAUACCAGACGACGGCGGACGUUUCAGGUUUGAAAUAUAUGACUUUAGAUCUGAUUCAUGGAAGGUUCUUGAUGACGUCCCUGAUGACCGCUUCCCACCAGUAAGUGUCGUGUCUUUAAAGGGAAACACUUACUGGUUUGGUUCUAAUAAAAAGGACUUCUUACGUAGUUUUGAUUUUACAACAGAGAGAUUUAAUCAUAUUGGUCUUCCGCCAUCUCGAGAUCAUGGUUUUAUGGCUCUAUCAGUUGUUGGAGAAGAACAACUCUCAGUGUUACAAGAGAUUGAGACAUCAAAGAUGGAGAUAUUUGUAACCAAUAAAGUUGGUACUGAAGAAGCUGCUUUGUUGUGGAGCAAAUCCUUUAUAGUGGAUUUACCCAUUGGCGGUCAUUGUUCUGAGGUUUUCGCGAGUCUUUUAAUCAACGAGGAGAAGAAAGUGGCCUUGUGUUGUAAUUUAGAUUUCGAGACCGACGGGAACUUGAUAUUCACUAUUGGAGAAGACAAUAAAUAUUACUCAGAAAUCCCUUAUGCUACAAACAAGCCAUGGUGGUUAUGUAGAUUUUCUGAAAAAUUUACAAAAAAAUGGUGGUGGUUUCCAUUUAUUUACAAUUAUGUUCCAAGUUUGGUUCAAAUCUUGUAA
Molecule: messenger RNA, 1137 nt
Organism: Arabidopsis thaliana (thale cress)
Lineage: Eukaryota; Viridiplantae; Streptophyta; Magnoliopsida; Brassicales; Brassicaceae
Product: F-box and associated interaction domains-containing protein
Exons: 1
Coding region: 1-1137 (378 amino acids)
Source: RefSeq, marked reviewed